This is a messenger RNA of Pseudogymnoascus destructans, 285 nucleotides long. RefSeq lists its product as uncharacterized. The transcript is spliced from 2 exons. Bases 1 to 285 code for a protein of 94 amino acids. Lineage: Eukaryota; Fungi; Ascomycota; Leotiomycetes; Thelebolales; Thelebolaceae. The record is from RefSeq and is a predicted model, not a curated record.
AUGUACGCUGCAGCAGCGAGGUCGGUGGAGACGCAGUCUACUCAAGGGUCCUUAGUGCACGGUGUGCUGCAGCUAACGAGGGAUCCCAGCCACCACUUGCAGGCCAGUGAAGCCACUGGGGAGGGAUGCAAACUCGGGAUGAGGAUCAGGAUGAGGAUCAGGAUAGAUCAGGAUGAGGAUCAGGAUCAGGAUGAGGAUCAGGAUCAGGAUGAGGAUCAGGAUCAGGAUGAGGAUCAGGAUCAGGAUGAGGAUCAGGAUGCUGAGAGUUUCGGUUUUUGCCGGUAG